AUGUCGCUGGCUUCAGCGCUCAUAUUCAGAGUCAGCCAACUCAUAAGAGACCCUCCUCGUGCUCUUGUCCGACUGGGAAUUUUUGCUGCCUUUUCCAUCUUACUUAUCCUGGUCACUUGGAAAAGCUCCAGUUUCUCUAAUGGCUGGUCGGCGGCGCCUGUCAUUGAGACUGAAUUGGGGAAUAUUACUCAACAGGCAAAGACUUACAAUGAGAGUCCGGUAAAGGCGCCUUAUAAAACCACUUUCUGGGAAGUUGGGCAGAGAUCGAGGGAGUUGAGCAAAUGGUUGUCAAGGUCGGAGCAAAUUGGAACGACCUCACGAUCUGGGCGUGAGCUACGAAAUGUCGUAGAGUCAGCCGCUCAAGAUCUUUUUCCUUUUCUAAAACACCCACCGCGCAAACCUCGAACACAAACUCCUCUAUCCGAUCUGAGGAAUUCUUUCGACAAGGGUUCUCGAGGAAUUGUAAUCCCCGUUGGAGGCGGCGAGCAGUCCGUUCGCUUUGCUGGCCACUUGAUCGUCAGCCUACGAAAAGUCCUCGACUCAAAACUACCAAUUCAGGUCGUGUAUGCAGGAGAAGACGACCUGCCAAAAAAGGAUCGCAACAGGAUAUCGAACCUGGAUGGUGCAUCUGACGUCGAGUUUCUUGACAUCUUUACCGUUUUUGACGACACAACUUUGAAGCUCAAGGAUGGAGGAUGGGCUAUCAAGGCCUUUGCGCUGCUGGGAUCUCGAUUCGAGGAGGCGAUCCUCCUAGACGCAGAUGCUGUUUUCCUCCAACAACCCGAAAAGCUAUUUGAGCAGCGCGCAUAUACCGAAAAGGGUGCUCUACUCUUCCACGACAGACUGCUUUGGCAGCAUGCCUUCAAGCAGAGACAUGAGUGGUGGAAGGACCAGAUCAAGGAACCAACAGCAGAAAUGAACAACUCCCUCGUGUGGACCGAAGACUACGCCGAAGAAUGUGAUUCAGGAGUAGUCGUCCUCAACAAAGGUCGAGUAAGCAACCUCGUCGGCCUCCUCCACGUAGCGUGGCAAAACACACACGACGUCCGCGAAGAAGUCACCUACCGACUCGGCCACGGCGACAAAGAGUCAUGGUGGCUCGGGUUAGAGCUCGGUGGUUCCCGGUACGAGUUCGAGAAGCAUUACGGAUCGAUGCUAGGAUGGGGCAAGGGGAAGGAGGGAAACGUGACAGAGGUGUGCAGUUUUGUGAUUGCGCAUACGGAUCAAAAAGAUAAGCUGCUGUGGUACAACGGGAGCUUGUUGAAGAACAAGAGGGUGGAUCCGGAUGGAUAUGAAGUUGCUGAGUAUUGGAUGAUGGAUGGCAAGUGGCACAAGGGUGGGACAAAGGAUGAUAUGAGCUGUAUGACUGAUAGUGAGGUUAUGGAGUUGUCACCGGAAGAGAAGCGUGUGUUGAAGGAGAGUAUAGAGGUUGCGAAAGGGGUGGAUUCGGCUUUGAAGAAGGGGGGUUAA
Messenger RNA from Fusarium pseudograminearum CS3096, 1470 nucleotides. RefSeq lists its product as uncharacterized. NCBI's taxonomy places the organism in Eukaryota, Fungi, Ascomycota, Sordariomycetes, Hypocreales, Nectriaceae. The transcript has a single exon. Gene Ontology annotation, biological process: protein O-linked glycosylation. Gene Ontology annotation, cellular component: Golgi apparatus. Bases 1 to 1470 code for a protein of 489 amino acids. The record is from RefSeq and is a predicted model, not a curated record. Gene Ontology annotation, molecular function: alpha-1,3-mannosyltransferase activity.